CCUGGUGCUGUUAGAGCGGCUGUGAACUCAGCCAGUCACAGAGGGCACCAGUGGCUACAGGACUUUGCUGAAGGACCCGAGGCUCCUGAGCAGAGACCCGCGGUGCGGGUUAUGCUGGGGGCUCGGAUCACGUGGACAACUGGACACUCAGGACAGAACCAUGGGAGAUUCGCAGGAGGACUAUGAAGAAGUGCUGGAGGAGAUCCUAGAGCAGGAGGAAUAUGAGGACCCAGGCGUCCCCGUGUUCCAGGUGGAGGAGCCAGAAGCUCUCCCUGCGGAGCCAACAGCCACAGACUACGACCGCAUCCCCACAGCCCCCGGCACCCACGAGGUGUAUGUGGAGCUUCACCAACUGGUGAUGGACGAGAAGAACCAGGAGCUACAAUGGAUGGAGGCAGCGCACUGGAUGCUACUGGAGGAAAACCUGGGGCAGGAUGGGGCCUGGGGUCGCCCGCACCUGUCUUACCUCACCUUCUGGAGCCUCCUGGAGCUGCAGAAAAUCUUUGCCAAGAGUACUGUCCUCCUGGACCUGCAAGAGACCUCCCUGGCCGGGGUGGCCAACCAGCUGCUGGAUAGCUUUAUCUAUGAGGAGCAGAUCCGGCCCGAGGACAGAGAGGAACUUCUCCGGACCCUGCUGCUCAAACACAGCCAUGCCCGAGACCUGGAGUCCCUGGGAGGGGUGAAGCCUGCGGUUCUGAUGCGCUCUGGGGAGCCUUCUCAGCCUCUGCUCUCCCAACAGCCCUCACUAGAGACACAGCUCUUCUGUGAGCAGGGAGAGGCGAGCACAGACGGGCGCUCACCAUCUGGAAUUCUGGAGAAGAUCCCUCCAGGUUCUGAGGCCACCCUGGUGCUAGUGGGCCGCGCUGACUUCCUGCAACAGCCAGUGCUGGGCUUUGUCCGGCUGCAGGAGGCAGUGGAGAUGGAGGCCGUUGACCCCUCCGUGCCUGUGCGCUUUCUCUUUGUGUUGCUGGGACCCAAGCCCUCCUACACCGACUAUAUUCAACUUGGCCGGGCUGCUGCCACCCUCAUAUCAGAAAGGGUGUUCCGCACAGAUGCCUACCUAGCCCAGAGCCGGAGGGAGCUGGUGCUCUCCCUGGAGGGCUUUCUGGAUUGCAGCCUGGUGCUGCCUCCCACAGAUGCCCCGUCCGAGCAGGCCUUGCUCAGCCUGGUGCCUGUGCAGAGGGAGCUGCUCCGGAGACGCUACCUGUCCAGCACUGCCAAGUCGGACCCCAGCUUUUACAAGAACCUAGGCUUGAAUGGGGGCCCAGCAGGCCCUGGGGGCCCAGAUGACCCUCUGCAGCGUACAGGCCGGCUCUUUGGGGGCCUGGUGCGUGACAUCCGGCGCCGCUACCCUCUCUACCUGAGUGAUAUCACAGAUGCACUCAGUCCCCAGGUCCUGGCUGCUGUCAUCUUUAUCUACUUUGCUGCCUUGUCACCUGCCAUCACCUUUGGUGGCCUCCUGGGAGAAAAGACCCGGUACCAGAUGGGGGUGUCGGAACUGCUCAUCUCUACCGCGGUGCAGGGCAUUCUCUUCGCACUCCUGGGGGCUCAGCCCCUGCUUGUGGUUGGCUUCUCAGGACCCCUGCUGGUGUUUGAGGAAUCCUUCUUCUCGUUCUGUGAGAACAAUGGCAUGGAGUACAUCGUGGGCCGCGCCUGGAUCGGCUUCUGGCUCAUCCUGCUGGUGGUGCUGGUGGUGGCUUUCGAGGGCAGCUUCCUGGUGCGCUUCAUCUCCCGCUAUACGCAGGAGAUCUUCUCCUUCCUCAUCUCCCUCAUCUUCAUCUAUGAGACCUUCUCCAAGCUGAUCAAGAUCUUCCAGGAUCACCCUCUGAAAAACUCCUAUGACCCUCCUCUGAUGAUAAAGUCCAAGCCUCAAAAUCCCCUGCCCAACACCGCCCUCUUCUCCCUUGUGCUCAUGGUUGGCACCUUCUCAUUUGCCAUAAUGCUACGCAAGUUCAAGAACAGCUCCUACUUCCCUGGCAAGCUGCGUCGGGUCAUAGGUGACUUCGGGGUUCCCAUCUCCAUCCUCAUCAUGGUCCUGGUGGAUAACUUCGUCAAGGGAACCUACACCCAGAAACUCUCAGUGCCUGAUGGCCUCAAGGUGUCCAACUCCACAGCCCGAGGCUGGAUCAUCCACCCGCUUGGCUUGUACUCCAACUUCCCCAUCUGGAUGAUGUUUGCCUCUGCCCUGCCUGCCCUGCUGGUCUUCAUCCUCAUAUUCCUUGAGUCUCAGAUCACCACGUUGAUUGUCAGCAAGCCGGAGCGCAAGAUGAUAAAGGGCUCCGGUUUUCACCUGGACCUGCUGCUAGUUGUGGGCAUGGGUGGAGUGGCUGCCCUUUUUGGGAUGCCCUGGCUCAGUGCCACCACAGUGCGUUCAGUCACCCAUGCCAACGCCCUUACCGUCAUGGGUAAGGCCAGCACGCCAGGGGCCACAGCCCAGAUCCAGGAGGUCAAGGAGCAGAGGAUCAGCGGGUUACUGGUCUCGGUGCUUGUGGGCUUGUCCAUCUUCAUGGAGCCCAUCCUGUCCCGCAUCCCCCUGGCUGUGCUGUUUGGCAUCUUCCUCUACAUGGGGGUCACAUCCCUCAGUGGCAUCCAGCUGUUUGAUCGCAUCUUGCUUCUGUGCAAGCCUCCCAAGUACCACCCGGAUGUGCCCUUCGUCAAGCGGGUGAGAACUUGGCGCAUGCACAUGUUCACUGGCAUCCAGAUCAUCUGCCUGGCAGUGCUGUGGGCGGUGAAGUCCACCCCUGCCUCGCUGGCCCUGCCCUUCAUCCUCAUCCUCACUGUGCCCCUGAGGCGCCUCCUGCUGCCCCUCAUCUUCAGCAAGCUGGAGCUCCAGUGUCUGGAUGCUGAUGACUCCAAGGUGACCUUUGACGAAGAGGAAGGUCGAGACGAAUAUGACGAGGUGCCCAUGCCUGUGUGAGAGGCAGGCCCAGGCCCAGACCCCCCGCAACCAUUCCAUGUCUCCGCCCUCUCCGGGAGAGCAGAAGUCAUGGACUGAGGCUGUGGGUGGGGAGGGAGGAGGUACCUAGGAAACCAUCUACAAAAGCUACACUGGCUUUUCUGGCUGGAGAUGGCCAGGAGGCCCACAUCAGGGAAUUUGGUCAACAGUCUCUCUUGCUGCCACAUGGCCCAUGGGGGUCCACACAUGCUGGAAGAUUUAGGUCUGAGCCCCCCUCUUCAUAGCACAGAUGUGGGCAGUAGCACAGAUGGGAGGUUGCGGGGGUUUCAGAUUCCUGCUGGCUGGCUGUGUGACCUUAGACAGGUCCCUUGACCUCUCCAGCCUCUGCUUCCUCUUCUGUAAAAAGGGUACAUUCAUAAUAAUCCCCAUGUUAUAGUCUGACUUAUCCCUUCCCCUCCCUGUCCCAGCCCCACCCUGAGACCCUCUUCUCUGGGACCAGAGAGGUGUCCUGGUGAGGGUGCAGGUGAGCUCCGGGGAAAGCCUGGGCUGGGGACUCCUAGGUGCUCACUCCCUCCCAAGUGCUCCUUCAUUCACUGCACACACAUUUACCGAGGGCCUGGACCCUGUGGACGCUGCAGAGUCUGAGACAAGACCCU
This is a messenger RNA of Sciurus carolinensis (gray squirrel), 3552 nucleotides long. RefSeq names its product solute carrier family 4 member 1 (Diego blood group) (gene Slc4a1). Gene Ontology annotation, biological process: monoatomic anion transport; regulation of intracellular pH; bicarbonate transport. The transcript is spliced from 20 exons. Bases 161 to 2917 code for a protein of 918 amino acids. Gene Ontology annotation, molecular function: solute:inorganic anion antiporter activity; bicarbonate transmembrane transporter activity; monoatomic anion transmembrane transporter activity. NCBI's taxonomy places the organism in Eukaryota, Metazoa, Chordata, Mammalia, Rodentia, Sciuridae. The record is from RefSeq and is a predicted model, not a curated record. Gene Ontology annotation, cellular component: basolateral plasma membrane; plasma membrane.